Lodderomyces pseudojiufengensis is the source of this 2196-nucleotide messenger RNA. RefSeq lists its product as uncharacterized. The transcript has a single exon. The record is from RefSeq and is a predicted model, not a curated record. The coding region runs from base 1 to 2196 and encodes 731 amino acids. NCBI's taxonomy places the organism in Eukaryota, Fungi, Ascomycota, Pichiomycetes, Serinales, Debaryomycetaceae.
AUGGACUAUUACCAAGCAGUUACAGAAGACCUGGCCAAUGAAAAUGAUAAUUCAAAGUUUUCAAUUCUUUUCAAUGAUAAUUCUGAUUUUGAGUCAGAUCUGGACCAAGAAGAUUAUUCCAGUGAAGAGGACAAAGAGCAAGAUAUGAUAGAUAUAGAUGAAGAAGAUGUACCAGAAAGAAUAGGCAACGAUAAUCUGGAGUCAACUGUUGAAGAAUUAUCUAAUGGUUUUAAAUAUAUUGAUGGAUUCAUUGUGAAAGAUGGAAAAGUUUACAAUGCGGGCGGAAGUACUUUUAGAAUCCACCAUAAACAUGUUUGGAAUGAAAUUUUAAAAAAACGCUUAAGAAUUGUUCAAAUUUCCAAGUAUAGAGUAGGAAGGAUCUAUAAAAUCAGAAAUAAUACUAUAUUUAAUUAUGUGGAGCCCGUGACAAGGUUCGUUAGUCAAAAACGAGGAAAAACAAGUUUUCUGAAUUAUCCUUCGAAUGGUGCUGUUAAAGUUACGGGAGCAACAGUUAAUUUUAGCACUAGUGAAUAUGUCAUGAUUGUACUGAGUAAACCUGGAGAAGACUUGUCUUCUUAUUCUAAAGCUCAAGAUGAGACACCACAAUUGGAAGAAAAUAAUACGAUUCUAAAUACGAUGUAUGGUGAUAUUAAAUAUGAUGAUGAUGAUAUUCAACUUGUUAAAAAUGCAAACAAUGCUGAAAUGAUUAAGUAUGGAGAAAUGGUAUACUGGACUCUAUAUAAUAAAGCAACAAGAUCAUUCUAUUUUGAAGAUAUUGUAACUACUACUAAACAUAAUGGGGUUAAGAAAACAACUAAAUUUAUCAGAAGACAUAACCCAGCUCAUGCGGAUUCAUUAGCACGCUCAUUUGGUAGGCUCAUGUGUAUUGUUUGGAUUGCUAAAGAUUUAAAGAUGAUUGAUAAUGAGAAAUAUACAAUCGACUUGGCUCUCGUUAAUGAUAUUUUGGAUCCAUCAGAUGAAAAGAAAGUCGAAUCGAUUACAAAAUUAGUUAGAAGAUUUAUUGAAAAACCAGAUUCAUUAAUUGCAGCUGUAUUUUCGUUGUUUUUCACUCGUUUUAAUGAAAGCAAAUUUUAUCUGGUAUCGAUUUGUAUUAAAAGACUUAAUAGUAUUAAAAAUAUUUGUAAGUAUGCAAUGGCUACUACUCAUGAAAAUUUGAUCAAGUAUGAAAAAGACAAAUCAUUAGAAUCUACAAAUGUUCCUGGAACAGUACUUACCGACAGAUUGACUGGCUUGCUUAAAGAAGAAGUAAAAUGUUUAAAUGAUGAUGUUUGUGUUAUUGGAGAUAGAGAAAUUUCAAAAGAUGAUUUAAUUGACAUUUAUAAAGCAGCCAAAACCAUUUUUGACGACUCUUGGGAAAAGAUUUGUCUUCAUGCCAACAAGAAUAUAAGUCAAGGAGUCGUAUAUAACAAUUAUAGGUUUAGUCUAACAUCAGCAACAACACAUGCAGGCAAUUUUUUGCCGCAAAAAAUCGUAAAUACUUUUUCAAGUCUGGCAAUUCAAGAAAAAGAGAAGGUGUUGAACCUAAUUCAAAAAUGUACUUUAACUCUCAUGGCUAUGAUAUACGUCACUUCAAGUGAUACAUAUAGGUUUUCUGAGCUUCGUUCCUUGGUAUUUAGGGCACAUUCAUAUUGUGAUAGAAACAUUGUCAACGUGAAUAAUAGUGUGCACAUUCAAACAUUUAAAAAUGGAAAGCGGAAAAACAGACUUAGUUGGUAUCCUACGGUCAUAUGUGAAAAGAUUGUGGCUUUCUUGUUUGCUCUUCGGACUUUGCAGUAUCGGUUAUUAGAAGGUUCGUUUGAAAAAUUUAGAUCAAAAGAUUUUUCAGGUGAAGUUGACGCUAGACAAACCUUUAGAACAUUUUGCUUUCUUGAUAAUACAGGUAGAUUAAUAACUUUGAAAAAAUUUGCAAACUUUUUACAAGUUUUGCAACCAAUUAAGAGUCUUAGCUUAAGAGAUAUUAGAAAGGCAAUCACUUUUAUGGCUAAUAGAAAUGUAACAACUAGGGUCCAUCAAGAUGCGGUUGCUUUCAUGGAAAGAAUGCGUAGUCGUAACCCAGAAAUUGCAAGACAGCAUGCUCAAGACUUAAAUAGUAUCAUCAAAUAUUUUUUUGAGUAUAAUGUACCUGCUGCAGAAUCCAUGGGUAAAAACUGGUGCAAAUAUCUUAAGAUAAGAUAA